CAAGACAGACACUACAACAUUCAUACAGCGUCUACCCGAGUGCACCUCAUCGAACUAUUUUAUGGCAUGGAAGUGCGUACAGAGAACUGGCCGUGGUGAAUAAAGCGAGCUGUCUGACUGGUCGGACUAUCCCUGAUCUGAUACAGACGAAAGACACCACACACAGAGUGUACGUGCGAAGAGGCAACGACAGCGGGCAGUGCAUGGAGAAGCAGCAGUGUGUAUGAUAUUUUCUUUCUCUAAUUGUGUCAAAUGGGCAACUUUUACCCAUACAUAAUGUCGAAGUGAAAAAAUUUCGUUCGUACCGUGCGUGCGGAGAGGAAAAACAGGUUCGACAAAGUGUCCCGUGCGAGCUGAUCUCGAGCUCGUCGUGCUUAGCUUAGUCUGGAAUUGGGUGGAGCUGGCGAGAUACGACGGAAAAUUUCACAAACUGUGAAGAAGGAAGAAGCAGCAGCAGCAGCAGCCACAGUGAAAAGCAAAAUACAGUAUGGGUGCACUAGCCAGCAGACAGAAUGCAGCCGUAGAGGAGGCCGAUAUCAGUGCUAACCAUCAGUACAAGUAUCCGCCUCGGUCAGGUACGUUUGGGCUCAGAGGGAAUUGUAAUUAUUUCGGGACCCACUUCAUUAUGGGAGGCGAACGGUUCGAUACCCCCCAACCGGAGGCGUAUCUUUUCGGGGAGAAUGCUGAUCUGAAUUUUCUUGGAUGCAAACCGACUCCGUUCCCUUACCCCCCACCACAAGCAACAGAACCAACAAAAACCCUUAAAAGCUUAGUCAACAUACGGAAGGAAUCGGUCCGUUUCGUAAAAGCGUCAGACUGCAAUGCAAAAAUCCACGGCGAUGGAACCAAAACCAACGCGUACAACAUUGAGUUCGUGUUCGACGCGGACGCCCGGUGCGCCAUCACCGUUUACUAUUUCUGCAUUGAGGACAUCGGUAGCACCGGUGUCAGCUACAUCCCUCGGGAUUCGUCCAUUUCGUCCGAAACAUUCCACUUCAAGCGGGGAGUGAACCAGGUCUUCUCGGCUCCGUCGCACGUCUUCAAUCCGGCUCUGUUCGCGGAGGAUGAUCUCUCAUACAACUCCGAGAAGGACACAUUCCCGGUGGUCAUCCACUGCGUGGUCGAGGAGGGAACGGAAGAUUGCCGUCAAAGCCACACCACCAUCUGCGUGGUGGAUCAUCAUUCGGACGGAACGUUCGCUCUGCGCGCCUUGAAGCAGAAAAUAUUCGUCGACGGACUGUGUUACUUACUGCAGGAGAUCUACGGCAUCGAGAACAAAUUGGUCAACAAGUCGAUCGGCGACGAGGACACCGACGACAAUGGCAGCGAGUGCGUCAUCUGUAUGUGCGACACUCGUGACACCCUGAUCUUGCCUUGCCGGCACUUGUGUUUGUGCAAUUCAUGCGCCGAUUCGUUGCGAUAUCAGGCCAACAACUGUCCGAUCUGUCGGGCACCGUUCCGUGCGCUGUUGCAGAUUCGCGCGGUGCAGAAGAGCACUACCGGAACGAACGUGACCACGGUUCAAAGUCCACAGGAUGCCACGGAUAACAUUCCCUCGGGAUACAUUCCGGUGUCAUUGAUUGAAGCACUUAAUGGUCCAAUAAGUAGCUCGGUGAAGCCGUCGAAUACAGCCGACUCGACAACUACAGCUGAUGGCAACAAUGAAACUAACUUAACUAAUCAGAACGCAGACAAACUGGAGAGUGGCAAGAUCCCAUCCAAAGAAAUGGAAACCAGUGCAUCGCGUGAAAAGUUAAACCAGAAUGCCGUCGAUUUCCGCAUGUCGGUACUGCUAUCCAAGGAAGAUGGAUCGGUGACGUGCGUCACGAAGGAGCUGCUCAGCAAACAUUCGCCACUGAUGCAACGAGCCCCGGCCAGCCGCGACAAAAACCCACGCGAAAAAGGCACACUCCGGAUCCAAGCCAGCCAACCGGCAAUCAAAGAUCCACUAACUAAAUUGGAUCGCGAAACAGUCCAGCUGGUGAAUGAAAAAACCCAGCUUCCCAACGUGACCGAAAUCGAUGACGACAGCGAAGCGGAAAAGCUGUCCCCUCUGCUGCAAAAAGUUGACCGCGACGCGCCCCAAGACAACUGUGAUACCUAUGAGAAAAUGCCUAGCAUCUUGCGAAUGGAGGAAGACUCCCGAAGCCAGAAGUCGGUUGCCGUACUUGCCGCGGCCGAAGACUCCGACUACUACACUCCCGAAGAUCCGCACACCACCAUUCUCAGUCCACUCAAGGGAGAAGAGAAGCUGGACGGGAUGAAGAAGCUGUCCACGCCGUUGACCAUGCUGAAGGAGGCCUCCCAAAGUUCCCUCCCGGAUAGUCCAAUCAGUGGUAACUCGCACACUUCCACCCGUAGCUCCGGUGAUAGUUACUCUUCCAGUUCGAGUACACGGCAAUUGCUUUCGUCGGUCACAGCCAACGAUACGCCCACUCAUGUCACGGUCAACGUUGACUCUUCCGCGGAGGGGCUCGUCAAGCACGAGAUCAAAAUCGGAAACGGGCCCAAGAUGGACUGCAUCGAUAGCGACUGAGAGAGCUUAUCUUCUACCCCUAGGAACACGGAGAUGAAACAAUUGAACAAAUCGCAUUUCUUUGACUACAAAAUGAAGUAAAUAUAAAAUUAGAACAAA
Messenger RNA from Armigeres subalbatus, 2635 nucleotides. RefSeq names its product probable E3 ubiquitin-protein ligase MGRN1 (gene Mrgn1). The coding region runs from base 488 to 2536 and encodes 682 amino acids. Gene Ontology annotation, cellular component: cytoplasm. The transcript is spliced from 5 exons. Gene Ontology annotation, biological process: protein ubiquitination. Gene Ontology annotation, molecular function: ubiquitin protein ligase activity. The record is from RefSeq and is a predicted model, not a curated record. Lineage: Eukaryota; Metazoa; Arthropoda; Insecta; Diptera; Culicidae.